This is a messenger RNA of Myotis myotis, 2731 nucleotides long. It is a transcript of the gene CUNH4orf33, whose product is annotated as chromosome unknown C4orf33 homolog. The transcript has 6 exons. NCBI's taxonomy places the organism in Eukaryota, Metazoa, Chordata, Mammalia, Chiroptera, Vespertilionidae. The record is from RefSeq and is a predicted model, not a curated record. Bases 107 to 706 code for a protein of 199 amino acids.
ACCCCUAGAAUGUGUAGGCAGCUGGGCGGAGCCUAAGCUGAGUCCUCUCCAGUGAAGUCAGCUGAUGUAGCAAGCCUGGUGGAGGAAGAGCUUCCUGUGUCUAAAGAUGGAUUUUAAAAUUGAACACACUUGGGAUGGUUCUCCAGUGACGCAUGAACCAGUGUUUGUCAGGCUGAACCCAGGUGAUGGAGGAGUGAUGUUGAAAGUCAGUGCUCCAUUUUUCAAUGAUCCUCCAGCCCCGCUUGGAGAACCAGGAAAGCCUUUCAAGGGACUGUGGGAUUAUGAAGUUGUAGAAGCAUUUUUCUUGAAUGACAUAACUGAACAGUACUUAGAAGUUGAACUUUGCCCCCAUGGACACCAUUUGGUGCUUUUAUUAUCUGGAAGAAGAAAUGUGUGGAAACAAGAACUUGCUCUAUCAUUCGAAGUGUCCAGAGGAGAGACAAAAUGGGAAGGCAGAGCUUAUCUUCCUUGGAGUUAUUUUCCACCAAAUGUGACAAAAUUCAAUUCAUUUGCAAUUCAUGGAUCUAAAGAUAAAAGAAUCUAUGCAGCUCUUUACCCUGUACCUCAGCAUGAACUGCAACCAGGACAAAAACCUGAUUUCCACCGUCUGGAAUACUUCAAGCCUUUCAGUUUUAACACACUGCUUGGAGAAGAAUGGAAACAACCAGAAUCUGACCUGUGGCUAACAGAGAAACCUGAUGUAUAAGAGUAUAGUAGAUGACCAAAUCAAUCAUUUCUUCUCUAUACAUUUUAAGGUAAAUCAUCCUAUAUAAUAAAAGCGUAGUAUGCAAAUUGUCCCCUCGACAGGGAGUUGUCUGGGAGUUCGACCAGGGGGUGGGGCCAGCCAGCGGAAGGGAGGGAGGCCUUGGCUGGCAGCCAGCAGCCGCUAGGGACCCUACCAGUGCAUAAAUUUCGUGCACUGGGCCUCUAGUAAUAAAUAUAAUCUCUUUCAAGUAUAAUGUGCAAACAUUUCAACAAUAAGUAUUUUCAUAAAAGUCAAUGAAAAUAUAGUAUUUCUCUGAAAAAUUUUGUAUAAAUUAACAAGAAAAUGGAAAGUUUGUAGAUUAUUAUAUCUAUAAAGUUAAAAUUUUUCUUACAGUCAUUUAGUCCAGGAGCCACAGUGUCAGUAAAUUCUGUCAUCUGCUUCACAUCAUCCUUACACUAAAUAUCCCUGACUCAGUCAAUCAAAUCAUUAUUUCUCUUCUCACUUCCCUAAGUCUUAGCUAGCCUGAGAUAGGAAAAUCUUAUUUUCACAUUUUUGAACUCCACGUACAUUAAUUCUUUACUCAGAAUCUUUUGUUCAUUCUUGAACUGGGUAGAAAACAAGGAUAUAUUUCAGUCGAACAGGAAACCCACAUCUGUUAAGGCAUCAUUAAGAUAUAUGUGGUAUUUAAAUUAGCUAUUUUUCCUGUCUUAUGACUAUUUUUACUUUGUAGAAGAAAUGGAAUUCAGAUAACAGCUUCUGCUUUUAUUUAUAAAGAAAUGCCAUUUUCUGAAUGCUAGUAAACAAUGUGUUGAAUGUACUCAUUUUGUAAACAUCAAAACAUCAUGGUCUACAAUUUUUAAAAUUUCUGUUAUAACAUAUUUCAGAGCGAUAAGCAAUCUAGUAAAUCAUUUAUGAACUUCUCUACCUGUUCCUUCUCCAGCAUUCUAAACUUAAAUAAUUAGCAGUUUUGCAGAAGAAACUUUAAAAAGAGAAAUCUUUAUUGUUGAAAGUAUUACAUAUAUCCCCUUCUUCCCCCCAUUGACCCCUUCUAAUCCAACCCUGCUCCCCACCCCAGGCCUUCACUACACUAUUGUCAGUGUCUGUGGGUUAUGAAUAUAUGCAUACAAGUUCUUUGGUUGAUCUCUAGAAACUAUUACUUAUGCAGGUACCUAGUUCCUACCCACUACAUACGUUCUCCUGUUCUUUACUGACAGAACAUUAAUUUUUAGGGGCUCUACUCAAAAACUACAUUUUCCCAGAUGCCUUUGCAGAUAUAAAUGACUCUAUAAAACAGUUCACAUCAAUGAGAUAUGAGUAUAUAGUAUCUGGUGGGGCUUAAAGAAAAGAUGCUUUAAAGAUGAAAGACUCAGCUGCCAUACACAUUUUGUCCUUCGCCCUCCCCUUCCUUUUUCUUGAGUUGCAGAAUGAAUCCCUGAGGUAACACACUAGCUUCAUUGUGUCAGCAAGGAGCCAACCCAGGGAUAGGUAGUUGAGUAGAAAGACAAAGGAGCCUGGUUUCUGAACUAUGCAGUAGAGUAAUCUAUCUGGACUGUCCAGCUAUAUAGGAGAGAAUAAAUGUUUAAUUUGUUUUCCCCAAAGUGAUUUAUUGAUUCAAUGCAAUCCAAGUUUAAAAUCCUAGGAGGCUUUUUGGGGCUAGAAAUUGACAAGAUGAUUCAAAUUUUGUGUGGAAAUGCCAAAACAGUUUUGAAACACAAUGAAGUUGGAAGACAUAUACUAACUGAAUCAAGACUUGUUACUAAUCUUCAGUAGUGAAGACAGUAUGACCUUGGCAUAAAUUUAGACAAAUAUCAAUGGAACAGAAUAGAGAAACCAGGAAGAGAACUAUGUAGAGUCAGUUGACUUGUGACAAAGGUGCCAAUGCAUUUAAGAGGGAAAGGAUAGUCUUUUCAGCAAAUGGUGUUGGAAUAACUGGGAAAAAUAUGAAAAAAAAAAUGAACCUUGACCUCUAACAUACUCCAAAAGAAAAAAAAAAAUGAACCUAAAUGUAACUGGUAAAAAAAAAAU